Molecule: messenger RNA, 813 nt
Organism: Mesorhabditis spiculigera
Lineage: Eukaryota; Metazoa; Nematoda; Chromadorea; Rhabditida; Rhabditidae
Source: the annotation of a GenBank genome assembly
AUGAAACAUAGAGGAAAUGCGUUCGGCAUUUUAAGACAAGGAAGAACCCGUCUCAACGACUUCCGUCUGCCAUUCCGCGCUGGUCCUCUGGAUCCUCAGACCGAUUCCGGGCGGAUGGUCGACAUUGUCAUUGGAAACUACACCUUGAGCAGUUUGCUGUUCUGGAUGGAUCAAUACCGCAAGUUCGACUACGAGAUCUCGAAAACCGCGCAGAACAACUCAGCCUUGGCCGGGUACUUGAGGACAGAUUGCGGAAAGGAUGAUAUUUGUGCUGGGACCAUAUUUCCGGCUCUCAAAGAACGUUUCCCGAAUGGAAUGGUAGUCAUCAAGUCCCAUACCUCUUCAUAUCCAAAAGUGGUCAUCACCGAGGGAAAGGCUCGAGUCUUCGUGGAGACCAAGAUUGACGCCUACGUGCAGCAAACCGAGCGAACCCGCCGGUUCCUGCAAUGCAACAUGGCAGCUGAGGUGAAGUACGACGAGCCAAAGUUCCAGGACUACGUCUUCAAGUCGAAGCUCAGGAUCGACAAGUUCAAGCUGACCGAUGUCACCUCAAGCGUUGAUGGUAUUGACGCCAACUCGCUUGAAUUCCUCGUCAACGCCUUAAUAGAGCUGGUGCUCAAUGAUGAGAUGGCGGAGAAGAUGAAGGGAAUCGCAUUCCCGAUCAUCUUCGACUUUGACCAGCAGUCGGUUGAUGUGUCAUUCGAAAAAGAUCGCUUGCGGAUAUCGGUCGAUUAUUGCUACGGCACGAAAUGUCAGGUGAAAACGGAAGAGUCGCGCGACGGCAACGUCGACUACUAUGAUCAGGUCACCGGG